AUGGCCGUCCCCAACAUCAAGCUGAACAGCGGCUUUGAAAUGCCCCAAGUGGGCUUCGGUCUGUGGAAGGUUGACAACGACAUUGCCGCCGACACCGUCUACGAGGCCAUCAAGGCUGGAUACCGUCUGUUUGACGGCGCCUGCGACUACGGUAAUGAAGUCGAGUGUGGCCAGGGUGUUGCCCGCGCCAUCAAGGAGGGUCUCGUCAAGCGUGAGGAGCUCUUCAUUGUUUCCAAGCUCUGGAACACUUUCCACGAUGGCGAGCGCGUAGAGCCCAUCGUUAAGAAGCAGCUCGCCGACUGGGGUGUCGACUAUUUCGACCUCUACCUCAUCCACUUCCCCGUCGCCCUCGAGUACGUCGACCCCUCCGUCAGAUACCCUCCCGGCUGGCACUACGAUGGCAAGUCCGAGAUCCGCCCCUCCAAGGCCUCCAUCCAGGAGACCUGGACCGCCAUGGAGAGCCUCGUCGAGCACAAGCUCUCCAAGAGCAUCGGUGUCUCCAACUUCCAGGGCCAGCUCCUCUACGACCUCCUCCGCUACGCCAAGAUUCCUCCUGCUACACUGCAGAUCGAGCACCACCCCUACCUGGUCCAGCCUGACCUGAUCAAGCUGGCUGCCAACGAGGGCAUUGCCGUCACCGCCUACUCUUCGUUCGGCCCUGCCUCCUUCAAGGAGUUCAACAUGGAGCACGCCACCGACUUUGUCCCUCUCUUCGAGGAGCCGACUGUCACGGCCAUCGCCAAGAAGCACAACAAGGAGCCUUCCCAGGUGCUUCUCCGCUGGGCUACCCAGCGCGGUCUUGCUGUCAUCCCUAAGACCAGCCGCAAGCACGUCCUUGCCCAGAACCUGUCCGUCACCGACUUCGACCUUGAGCAGUCUGAGAUCGACAAGAUCAGCUCCCUUGACAGGAAGACCCGCUUCAACCAGCCCGCGAACUAUUUCCCCACUGAGAAGCUUUGGAUCUUUGGCUAA
Messenger RNA from Colletotrichum acutatum, 972 nucleotides. Its product is annotated as NAD(P)H-dependent D-xylose reductase xyl1. The transcript is spliced from 3 exons. Gene Ontology annotation, biological process: D-xylose catabolic process. Gene Ontology annotation, cellular component: cytosol. Gene Ontology annotation, molecular function: D-xylose reductase (NADPH) activity. Bases 1 to 972 code for a protein of 323 amino acids. NCBI's taxonomy places the organism in Eukaryota, Fungi, Ascomycota, Sordariomycetes, Glomerellales, Glomerellaceae. The record is from RefSeq and is a predicted model, not a curated record.